UCUAACGCUCUCUUCCACAUCGUGGAAACGCGUUUCAAUAUAUGCAAUAGUAGUGCAACACGCACUUCCUUCCACUUUCCCGUGCUUCUUCUCCAUCCCUCAUCACCUUCUUCUUCUUCUUCUAUUUCUAUUUCAUCAAAUACUCUUGAACGAUUCACGUAAAUAAUAACAAUGGAAUCGGAGAAAACAACCACUCUCAAUCUCAUCUUCGGACCCUACACCAGACCUUCAUACCCAAUCCUCCUUCUCAUCUUCACCUUCCUCGCCAUCCUCUCUCUCCAAUUCUCCUCCCGCUCUCUCUUCCCCCUCUCAAUCCUCCUCUCCCAAUCGCCACAGCACUCCCUCGAUCCCACCACAUGCUCUUCUUUCUUUCACGAAGUUCCUCCCAGAAAAAUCAUCAAGUCGAUCGUUGAUUUCGGCGGCGUAGGUGAUGGCAAAACCUCCAACACCCAAUCGUUUCGAAACGCGAUUCGAUACAUGCAACGCUUUCAAAACAAAGGUGGGUCCCAGCUUAAUAUCCCCGCUGGAACGUGGCUUACUGGUAGCUUUAAUCUCACCAGUGAUUUCACGCUUUUUCUUCAUCACGGUGCGGUUAUUUUAGGUUCUCAGGAUCCAAAAGAAUGGCCUAUUAUUGAACCUUUGCCAUCUUAUGGAAGGGGAAGAGAGAGGUUAGGAGGAAGACACAUUAGUCUUAUACAUGGGAAUGGAGUCCGUAAUGUUGUAAUCACAGGAGAAAAUGGAACAGUUGAUGGUCAAGGGAGGAUGUGGUGGGAGCUUUGGUGGAACAGAACAUUGGAACACACAAGAGGCCACCUCCUUGAACUCAUGAACUCAGAAAAUGUUUUAGUUUCAAACCUCACCUUUAGAGAUUCUCCUUUCUGGACCAUCCAUCCUGUUUACUGCAGUAAUGUUGUGAUCAAAGGGAUGACAAUCUUGGCCCCUCUUAAUGCCCCAAAUACUGAUGGCAUAGACCCAGACUCGAGUACCAACGUGUGUAUUGAAGAUAACUACAUAGAAAGUGGGGAUGAUCUUGUAGCCAUCAAGAGUGGUUGGGAUCAAUAUGGAAUCAACAUGGCUAAGCCUAGCACAAACAUCAUAGUUAGAAGAGUUUCAGGCACUACCCCAACUUGCUCUGGAGUAGGAAUAGGUAGUGAGAUGUCAGGUGGAAUUUCAAAUAUUAUAAUUGAGAAUUUGCAUGUGUGGAACUCUGCAGCCGGUGUUCGUAUAAAAUCUGAUAAUGGCAGAGGGGGGUAUGUAACAAAUGUGAGUAUAAGCAAUAUAAGAAUGGAGAGAGUGAAGAUACCAAUUAGGUUUAGUAGAGGUUCAAAUGAUCAUCCUGAUGAUGGAUGGGAUUCAAAAGCUGUACCUAGAUUUAAAAAUAUUUCAAUCAGCAAUGUGGUCAGUGUAAAUUCAACAAAAGCUCCGGUUCUGGAAGGUGUAAAGGGUUCAUCAUUUGAAGGCCUGUGCUUCAAAAAUAUUACUCUUCUUGGUGUAGCCUUAUCUGCUAAAUGGCGCUGUGAAUAUGUCGCUGGUUUUGCUAAUGGCGUGUUCCCUGUUCCGUGUCCUGAGUUGCAGAACAAUGGCACUUCAUCAUGGUGUUGACUUUACUGAUUCACUGAGUGCGGAUCGUGAAUGGUUUGAAAUUUCAGCAUUGUUGAAAACCAGAUCAGUUGACUCACAUUGUUGCUUAAUUGAGAAGUUUUCUCAGUCAUGCUCAAACGGAUUAUUUUGCUACAUGUGAGAAAUGAGUUGCAAUAACGGAUUGGGCUUGUGAAGCCUGAAAUUAUACAACAUGAGACCUUCCUGCCUACCUCUGACAUGGACUAAUAAUCUGACUGGUUUCAGAUUUGCGACUGAAAUGUAUAUGAUUACCGUGAAUUUGAUUGAUAUAUCAUGUCAAGCCCCCUAUCUAACCCUGGUUGGUGCUAUAUUAUGCGGAGUUGCACCUUAAUUUUAGAGGUUUAACCAAUGAUUUUUUCUGUUAUACUUGAUUGUUUUCUUGAACAUUAUUUGUUACUGUUGUACAGACAGUUUAUUCCCUGGGAGAGAACCCAAACAUAAAUACAGUAUAGACAAAUUUGACUCA
This is a messenger RNA of Vicia villosa (hairy vetch), 2086 nucleotides long. Its product is annotated as probable polygalacturonase. Gene Ontology annotation, biological process: carbohydrate metabolic process. Gene Ontology annotation, molecular function: polygalacturonase activity. Lineage: Eukaryota; Viridiplantae; Streptophyta; Magnoliopsida; Fabales; Fabaceae. Bases 172 to 1602 code for a protein of 476 amino acids. The transcript is spliced from 5 exons. The record is from RefSeq and is a predicted model, not a curated record.